AUGAAGUUGACAGGAAUAUUUCUGCUAUUGAUGCUUUGGACCUGCGAGAGCGCACGAGUUGCAGGUGAAAUAAUUUGCCUGAUGUUUGUCUAGAAUGGACGGAGUUUGUGGCAAUUGCAAUGCUUCGACUUGAACAUUAAACUACAGAAAAACAUAUAGGUUUUUUAAUGUAUUAUUAAAACCUCUUAAUGUAUUGAUUUACACUGACAAUGGUUUAACAUAGAGAUCAUUUUAGAGUUUAUUAUUCACAACAACAAUAAUCCAUUCCAAAAGACAGGGUAGACAAAGACGAACUGCUUAAGCUCAUUCCCCCGUUCCUCCUGCAUACAGAGAGCCGAGACGACAAUAGCGUGUACGACCUGUUCGAGCUGGUCCAAGUGCCCAACAAGAACCACGGAGUGACCCUAGUGAAGGGCGACGACCCAUACAGUCCCGCCUACAAGAUCCUCAACCCGGACCUGAUCCCCGAGGUCCCCGAGAGCUCCUUCAGGGACCUCAUCGAUUCCAUCCACGCCGAGAGGGGAUUCCUUCUCCUCCUCAACUUCAAGCAGUUCAAGCGGACCAGGGGCUCCCUUCUGACCGUGGAAAAGCGUGACGGAUCCGGAGCCGUGUUCGAGAUCGUCUCCAACGGGAAAGCGAACACCCUGGAUAUGGUUUUCUCCACAGUGAAUAAGCAACAGGUGGUGUCGAUAGAAGAUGUGGACUUGGCAACGGGUCACUGGAAGAAUAUAACGCUGUUCGUGCAGGAGGACCGGGCGCAGCUGUACGUUGGCUGUGAGGAGGUGAAUACCGCGGAACUGGACGCUCCCAUCCAGAGCAUUCUCACUCAGGAGACUCCCGUCACAGCGCGUCUCAGAAUCGGGAAGGGAGCGGUGAAGGACCGGUUCAUGGUAAGUGAAGCGCACAUGCGGAGCGCACGCGAUGACGCGUGAUGGAUUCAGAUAAUAUAAGUUGUCGAGUUGUUUUAGAUGUUUAGUAAGUGUUGAAUAUAGGGUUGUGUAACACUUAAAUAUUAUUAUAAUAUUAAAACUGAUAGACCUAUGCGUAAAAGUUAUACACUGUAUUGAAAACCCUUGUAAGUGAUCCAUAAAGACCAAUAUUUUUUUUGCAUAAAGUAGAGUGAUAGUGACUGUGCAGCACUAGAGGUAAAAGGGCCAUUGAUUCUUGCAGGGGGUGCUCCAAAACGUUCGCUUUGUCUUCGGAACCACUUUAGAUGCGAUUCUGCGCAACAAGGGAUGCCAAAACUGUGAGUAGCAUAAUCAUGAACAGAACGCAUCUUUCUGUGUUUAUCCAUGCAUCAUUGGUUGUAAUGCUAAAGCCAGCAGGACAUUCCUAAGAAUAUGCAUGACUGUUUAAAAGCCCCAUGGGAAAGUUGCACAAAAAAAAAGGCACGUUUAUGUUGCCAUGGGAGAGCUGGGAAGUUUACAAACACUUCAAUGCCUCCUCAGGGCUGGACACAUUAACUCAUUAUAGAUUCAAGAUAGUAUGAUGCUGCAAUGUUCUGUAAUACCCUAAGUGUAGUUACAUAUUCUCCACUGUAGUUAUGUCACCAAUGAGCCCUGGGGACUGUGUGUCUGUUGUGGUCUGAUGUGGUGUAGUGGGUAUUACCAUUACAGUCUACAGCGCUCUAACUGUCUCCCUCUGUGUGUUUUACCCACUCUCUCCUAUCUCUCUCUCUCUCAUCUUCUCUCUCUCGAUCCUCUCUCUCUCUCUUCUCCUCUCUCUCUUCCCUCUCUCACCUCCUCAUACCUCUCCCACUCCAUCAUCUUAUCUCUCUCCCCUCCAUCCCUCUCUCUCCCAACCUCAUCUGGUAUCCCUCGGUCUCCCCCAUUUCUCACUCGUCCCCUCCUCUCUCCCUGCCACCCCCCCCCCCCUCUCGCUCUCUCUCUCUCUCUCUCUCUCUCCCUCUCUCCCUCUCUUCCUCGCUUCCUCGCUUCCUCUCUCCCCCCUCCCUCUCCCCCUAAUUCUACCUCCGUCUCCCCUCAUUUAUUUCCCUCCCUCGCUCCCUUGCCCCCAUUAGCUGUUCUGACUGAUAGAAUCAUCAUUAUGGACAACCCCAUCAAUGGGUCCAGCCCUGCCAUUAGGACGGACUACACUGGCCACAAAACUAAAGGUAAACACAACAAAACUGCUGGUCUCCAUUUAACCUCUCCUCAAUAGAGCAGCACAGCACAGAAGUAUUAGAAGAAAGUAAAAGCAUUAUAUUCUAUUGUCAACAGUUGUCUGUAGCUGUAGGGAGUUGAAAGUAAGUCUGGAAGCCUUCAUGUACAUUGAUAGUCACACUAUGUUUCCAUAGAAUGAAUGUAUCUCUAUGGUGUUGUCCUUUCCUCCAGACCUGCAGAUGAUCUGUGGGUUCUCCUGUGAGGCCCUGGCUGGCAUGUUCAAGGAACUGCAGGGGCUUGGAGUGGUGGUGAAGGAGCUGUCCAACGAGCUGCGCAAAGUGGUGAGGAAACACACCAGCCUCCUGAACCAGACUCCUGCCAUAUGUCUGUCUGCCUGUCUGUCUGUCUGCCUGUCUGUCUGUCUGCCUGUCUGCCUGUCUGCCUGUCUGCCUGUCUGUCUGUCUGCCUGUCUGCGUGCCUGUCUUUCUGUCUUUCUGCCUGUCUGCCUGUCUGCCUGUCUGCCUGUCUGCCUGUCUGCCUGCCUGCCUGUCUUUCUGCCUGCCUGUCUGCCUGUCUGUCUGUCUGCCUGUCUGCGUGCCUGUCUUUCUGUCUUUCUGCCUGUCUGCCUGUCUGCCUGUCUGCCUGUCUGCCUGUCUGCCUGCCUGCCUGCCUGCCUGUCUGUCUGUCUGUCUGUCUGUCUGUCUGUCUGUCUGUCUGUCUGUCUGUCUGUCUGUCUGUCUGCCUGCCUGCCUGUCUGUCUGUCUGUCUGUCUGCCUGUCUGUCUGCCUGUCUUUCUGCCUGUCUGUCUGUCUGUCUGUCUGUCUGUCUGUCUGUCUGUCUGUCUGUCUGUCUGUCUUUCUGUCAGUCUGUCUGUGGCAUGAGACUGCAACAAACAGUUGGUCUGCCACUGCAUGUGGGCCUUGCUUAUUAUACUGGUCUACCAGUAUGAAACCCUUAAGGGACUGAGCACUCUUCUCAUAUCGUAUUCAUACUGAUUGUCUCAUAUCUGUCUGCUUCCUUCCUCCUUCCUUCCUUCCUACCUCCUUCAGACGGAUGAGAACAAGCUGUUGAUGAACAGAGCGGGGAUCCACAGUGGAGUCUGUCUGCACAACGGCAUCGUCCACAAGAACAAGGCCGAGUGGACCGUCGACGACUGCACUGAGUGCACUUGUCAGGUAAGGACCGAAGUCGAGAGACUGUGGUGUGUGUGUGUAUGUGUGUGUGUGUGUGUGUGGGGGAGGGGGGGGGUUCAAGCCUAUGUGGCACUUGCAGACGGCCACUUGCAAACACACACUCAUCCCCCACUCAGCAAGCGCCUGCUCGCUACUCCAGACCUCUGUCAUCUGGCCAGUCAUUGCGUAGGAGGAGGAGGCUAGCAUCAGGGCCAACAAGCCAACAGUGGGUGCUGUAGUGAAGUGAACGUGGGCCCAGGCCUACCACUCUAGGGAACAGACAGACAGACAGACAGACAGACAGACAGACAGACAGACAGACAGACAGACAGACAGACAGACAGACAGACAGACAGACAGACAGACAGACAGACAGACAGACCACACACACACACACCAUGACAUACACUGAGUGUACAAAACCCCCUGAUGAGCAUGAAAAACCCAGCAACAUUGCAGCUCUUGACACAAACCGGUGCGCCUGGCAUCUACUACCGUAUGCCGUUCAAAGGCACUUCAAUCUUUUGUCUUGCCCAUUCACCCUCUGAAUGGCACACAUACACAAUCCAUGUCUCAAUAUUAUCAAGGCUUAAAAAUCCUUCUUUAACCUGUCUCCUCCCCUUCAUCAUGGAAAGAGCAGGUGUUAAUAUUUUGUACACUCAGUAUAUACAAUACUGUUGUCAUAGUGUGGCUGCUGAUGUAAAAAGGGCUUUAUAAAAUACUUUUGAUAGAUUUUUUUUUUACCACCUACCCGAGUAAAAAAAAAAAAGUUCCUCUACGUUCAAGAUUAGUGAAAUCUUUUAGGACUACAAUAGAAACCAGUUUCCAAAUCCGUGUUCUUCAAGUUCAGGAAAUGACCUCGUCCUUUGUCACUCUCUCUGCCCCUCUGUAGAACUCUGCCACUGUGUGCCGCAAGAUCUCCUGCCCGCUGAUCCCCUGUGCCAACGCCACCAUGCCCGAUGGAGAGUGCUGCCCGCGCUGUGGAACACGUUAGUACCUCCAUUCACUAUUCUCCAAUGUUCCAACCCUAGAAUUAGACUGAACGGUUCUGAUUCUAUGGUUCUAUUUGUGUGGUUCCAACUUCCAACAAAACUAUUAAGCUCCCAGGAAGUAACAUACCUGCACAAACAAAGGUUUACAGUAUACUACUGUAUUAUCAACCCAAACCUUCUUCUGUUUUACUGUAAAUCCAUGAAUGGCCUGAGUUGUCCUAAGGCUUAAUGUAUCGAAGACAAACAGGCCAUUUAAAACAGCAUUACAUUCACUGCUAGCUAUUUGGACCUUCUUCACCAAAUAAAGCAUGAAACCACAACAACUUAUCUGGAUGUAAAGGUUUCUAUUCAAGAAAACGGAAUUCAUUUUAAGGGUGAUUUAAGUCCCCUAGCUUGUCAACGUAUGAGUGUGUCAGAACAUUGACGCAUUUUCCACCUAAAACAUCUUUGAAUCUUCAACUUUUAAUGGCUAUAAUUUGGCCAAAUUGGUUAAUGUGGGAUGGAAAAUUGGUGGGCUCUUUAGCGAAGCCAUCCUACACACAAGAACAAGUGACAUUUUCCUACAUACCUAAGAAGGCUGGGCAGCAGUGGCCCCUCGAAUCUAAAGACACAUGGAGAACCACUACCUUGGUCACUGAAGGUUUUGACAUGAUCAAGAACCCUGGAAUGAGCUAAUUCAAGUCUCUCUUUAAAGUAACAACAGUCAAUGGGGGAUCCCAGUAAAAUUCCUAGAAGGACUUUUCCAUUUCCACCGGCUUCCCUUUGGGCUUUCUCCUGCUCCUGAAAUCCCUGGAGUGGGCCAUCUCUCUGACUUUAUCAACACACACACACGCAUAUGCACUUACACACACACACACACACACACACACCCCAGGGCUAAACUCAGUACAUUAGACCGGAGCUCUAAGAACUUUAAGAGCUUAUAACCCUCACUUUCUGCUUGGGGUCUCUGCAGUCCAAUAGCUCUCUCAUUGACUUCCCCUCUCUCCUCCUCCUCCUCGCUCCUUCCCUCUCUCCCCUCCCUCCCCUUCCAUCUACCCUCGCUCUUCUCGGCCGCUCCAGCUCUCUCUAACCCCACCUCUACAUCGAACCUCCUUCAUCACCUCCUUCCGCCUCUACCUACUCACCUCUCACCUCCCUCCUCUUACUCCUUCUCUCUACCUCCUUCCUCCUCUACCUCCUUCCUCUCUACCUCCUUCCUCUACCUCCUUCCUCUACCUCCUUCCUCUCUACCUCCUUCCUCCUCUACCUCCUUCUCUCUCUACCUCCAUAGCGAGUGACUAUGCGGAAGAUGGUUGGUCCCUGUGGUCUGAAUGGACCCACUGUUCCGUGUCCUUGUGGGCGUGGGCAAUCCCAGCAAGAGGGCCGCUACUGCGAUCGCAAUAACAACAACUGCGAGGGAACCUCCGUCCAAACCAGGGACUGCUACCUUCGGGAGUGUGACAAACGCUGUGAGUUCAGUAUACACGUUACAAACGACCAAACAAAUCACAUUCAUCAAUCGUCACACAGAAACUUUUAUCACAGAUUUUUAUCACAAACUUUUGUAGUUUCAUAAAUGUAUCAAUGGUGACAGAAACGAUAGAUCUGCACCCACAUCCAGGAUCCAGCCGCAGAUCAGCCUUCUGUGACUCUACAGAGCAACAACUCACUGCCAUUUCACUUUAACUUAUUUUACCCUUGUUUUGACUGGACAAUGACCUAUAGCAUGACAAUGACCCAUAACCAAGUUUCUCAUUGACCCCUGACCUCUAUAACCUCUGACCUCUGUGCUCUGUGUCCUUCCAGUCAAGCAGGACGGUGCCUGGAGCCACUGGUCCCCCUGGUCAUCCUGCUCGGUCACCUGUGGGGCGGGUGUCAUCACCCGUAUCCGCCUCUGCAACUCCCCAACACCCCAGCUGGGAGGCAAGGACUGCCAGGGAGAGGGAAGACAGACGGAGAGGUGCACCAAGUCACCCUGCCCCAGUGAGUGCCAUUAGUCACAGGCUUUUAUGCAACAAGACCUGGGUCAAAUACAUAUGCUAUCAUCUCCGUUUGACAUUAUUCAAAGCCUUUUCAUGCACACCACACCGUGAGAUGUUUCUAUUCAAAUGCAUCAUCUCAAUCCUCAUCUUAUGCGUACAUUGUCAGUUAACCUUGAUAGCAGAUUGUCUCUGUUUCUUGUUUGGCAAGUCAACAACCAAGAAUUUGUCUAAAGAAGAAACAAAACUGGCACCCAGGCUACUUGCCAUUGUGUCUAUUUAAUACAACACAGACCCUACUACCCCCACUAAGGACACCACGCACACCCGCACACCUGCACACCUGCACACCUGCACACCUGUACACCUGUACUGACCUGUACUGUCUCUCUUCUUCUCUCUCAGUCAACGGUAACUGGGGACCCUGGUCGCUAUGGGAUACCUGCUCUGCCACCUGUGGAGGAGGAGCCCAGACGCGUAAACGUCUCUGCAACGACCCCACCCCCAAAUAUGGUGGCAAGGAGUGCCAGGGUGACUCCAAGGCCACUCAGCUGUGCAAGAAGAACGCCUGUCCUGUCGGUGAGUAGCAGGCACUGGCUGUGUCCUAAAGGGCACCCUAUUCUCUAUAUAGUGCACUACUUUUGACCAGAGCUCUAUGGUCAAAAGUAGUGCACUAGGGAAUAAGGCGCAGUGCACAGCCAAUGUAUCUUAUAACUCCUACAUGCUUUGAAUGAGUUGCUCAAAUUGUAGGUUUUAGACCGUUUUAAGGUAUAGUAACACGUUCAAAAUAUUACUUUUAAUGCUUUUAGGGCUUAUUAAAGCCGUAAAAGUCUACUUAGACACAGACAGCACUAAGUACUUAAAAGCAGUCAGUACUCAGUACUGAAAGCCCAUGUCUCUCUCCUCAGAUGGAUGUCUGUCCAACCCCUGCUUCCCUGGGGCCAAGUGCACUAGCUUCCCUGAUGGAACAUGGAGUUGUGGAAAAUGCCCCACUGGUUACUCUGGUAACGGCAUCAAGUGCAAGGACAUUGACGAGUGUAAAGAGGUUCCUGAUGCUUGCUUUGUGUUCAACGGAGUGCACAGCUGUGAGAACACCGACCCUGGCUACAACUGUCUGCCCUGUCCUGCACGCUACUCUGGACCUCAGCCCUUCGGCAGGGGAGUGGAGGAGGCCGCCGCCAAGAAACAGGUUAGUAGCAUCACCUGGUGGUGGACUAGUGUUGUGAUCAUAGUCCUGUCAUACUGUAUAUCUGUCCUCAGCUGAUUUAGAACUUGAAAUUUGGAAUUUAGAAUUUCGCGUUUGGAAUUUACAAGAUCAAAGAUUGCUUUACAAAGCCACGCUUUUCUUUGUCCAGAUCAUACUGCCAACUCUGUUGCAUGGCGGGCCAGCAGAUUGUGCCCUUUUGAAAACCAAGCCAGGUAGCCAAAAUAUCUCCUGGCUUGUCUGAACAACUCUUCUGUUUACUCCAGGUGUGUACACCACGUAACCCCUGCCUGGAUGGGAGCCACGACUGCAACAAGAACGCCCGCUGUAACUACCUGGGACACUUUGCCGACCCCAUGUACCGCUGUGAGUGUAAGCCUGGCUAUGCUGGGAACGGACACAUCUGUGGUGAGGACACAGACCUGGACGGGUGGCCCAACCAAGACCUGGUCUGCGUGGAGAACGCCACCUACCACUGCAAGAAGGUAUGCACGUCCUGACUCGUAUAGGUUCUUGAAAAGGUCCAGCUUGCUAUUUAACUAGUAAAUAACACACUUCCCUUUUGAGUGAUGUGCCGAUGCUGGCUGCAAUUAGAAAUAACAAUUAUUUUUGAAAGAAAAACAAGUGGUACAUUUAAUGUCUUACAGGACUGUUAAUAUAGUUAAAUAUAAUGUUCAUGCUUGUUGACUACAUUAUGUAUAUUGUUUGGCCUUAUGAUGUAACCUUUCUUUUGCAGGAUAACUGCCCCAACCUUCCCAACUCAGGCCAAGAAGACUACGACAAGGACGGUGUUGGUGACGCGUGUGACAACGAUGAUGACAAUGAUGGUAUUCCUGACGACAGGGUAAGUGAGGAAUUAAUCAUUGAUUUAUUGAUUCGUUCAUUGAGUCACUGAAGGUCUGAAGUCCUACCCCUUACUGAAAUGAAUUAAUUCAGGUUAUGCUACCUCUUGGUUAGUCCGUGUGUGUAUGAGUGAGUGUGUGUGUUCAGUUUUGGCAGUGAGACAUGAAUGUGGUUCUACAUUCAUCAUUCAUGAAAUAAGGGGAAGGAAAACGAAAAAAAAAAAAAAAAAUGUUUUGCCUUCAGACCUCAAAUCCCAACACAGAGGUACCACUCUGAACGAGCCGCAGUGUAAUCUGCUAGUCCUAACAUUAUAUUUGGGACAGGACCUAAAUAUAAAACACCCUUUCAUCCCCCCCCUCUCUCUCUGUAGGGUACAAAGACCACAGCAAGUUAAAAGCACAGUAUCUGAAAUUAAUAUAUCAUGUCAGAGAUGUUUUCCUAAGCAAGGCAGUGGACACUGGACUGAUUCUUCUGGUGGUUCUGAGGCUGGAGUAACUGAACGGUGCUCUCUCCUCUCCCUCCCCCCCUGAGAGCAAAGAAAAACACCCUCCCCCCAAAACCCUCUCUCAACCCUCUUCUCUCUCUCCCCUCCCCCUCUCUCGUCGCUCUCUCCUCUCUCUCUGAUCUCUCGCCACCCUCCAUCUCCCUCUCUCUCUCACCCCUUCUAUCUCUUCCUCUUCUCUCUCCACCCUCGGUAUCCCCCUCCCCACCCCCCCCCUCCCCCCCUCGCCCCCCCCCCCCCACUCUCUCUCUCCCCUCUCCUCCCUCUCACUCUCCCUCCUCCCCUUCCCCUACCUCUCUCAAAUCUCUCCCCCCUCCUCUCCUCUCUUCUCUCUCACAGGAUAAACUGUCGUUCGGUACCACCCAUGCAUACUGACUAUGACAGAGAUGAUGUUGGAGAUCGCUUUGUGAUAACUGUCCUUACAACAGCAACCUGACCAGACCGACACAGACAGCAACGGGGAAGGAGACGCCUGCUCUGUGGACAUUGAUGGAGAUGGUGAGACUCUAAACCUGCUUAGUGGACUCUAAUCUAAGAGACUCUAACCUUGCUUGGCUGUCCCUAUUUAAGUCCUAUACGGUAUAAUGUAGAUGCUAUAGGCUGGUGUUGAAUGCAGGCACCGCACCAUUCAAUGAUAACGCUUUGAAACCAAGUGCAAAUUGACUGCAUGUACAAGCAUGCAUUCCAUUACUAGCUCAACUUACUACGUUUCCAUUACCAUGACAACUCAACUAAGUCAUUUUCCUCACCUUCCUCCUCUUCUCCUGAGUAACAACAACUGUGAUUGGUCCAACAGGUAUUCUGAAUGAGAAAGACAACUGCCCAUUCGUCUACAACGUGGACCAGAGAGACACCGAUCUGGACGGUGUGGGAGAUAUGUGUGACAACUGCCCUCUGGAACAUAACCCUGACCAGGUGUGUGUUCUUACACUUACGACCCAUUCUACACACACACACACACACACACACACACACAAACACAAACACACACACACACACACACACAACACACACACAACACACACACAGAUGCAUGCACGUACGGGUACACAUGCAUGCCACUGUCACAAACACUUUCUGUCAUUUUAGAAGAACUCUCUCUGUUGCGUGACAGCUGUAACGGGUACCUGUAAUGGGUAGCUUUACUGGAUAGCUGUAAUGGGUAGCUGUAAUGGCUAGCUGUAAUGGGUAGCUGUAAUGGGUAGCUGUACUGGGUAGCUGUAACGGUACCACUGUAAUGGAGCUUAAUACCGAAUGCUGAAUGGGUAGCUGUACUGGGUAGCUGUAAGGAAGUAGCUGUACUGGGUAGCUGUAAUGUGUUGGAAUGGCUAGCGUAACUGGGUAGCUGUAACUGUAGCUGUAAUGGGUAGCUGUAAUGGUGUAAUGGGUAGCUGUAAUGGGUAGCUGUAAUGGUAGCUGUAAUGGGUAGCUGUAAUGGGUAGUAAUGAGUGUAAUGGGUAGCUAUGGGUAGCUGUACUGGUACGUAAUGGGUAAGUAGCUUACUGGGUAGCUGUAAUGGUGUAAUGGGUAGCUGUACUGGGUAGCUGUAACUGGUGUCAAUGGUAGCUGUAAUGGGUAUGUUGUAAUGGUAGUGUUAAUGGGUAGCUGUACUGGGUAGCUGUAAUGGUGUAAUGGUAGCGUAUGGUAGCUGUGGUGUGGUAAUGGCUGUAAUGGUGUAAUGUGGUAAGUUGUAUGGGUAGUUGUAUGUAAUGGUGUAAUGGGUAGCUGUACUGGGUAGCUGUAAUGGUGUAAUGGGUAGCUGUACUGGGUAGCUGUAAUGGUGUAAUGGGUAGCUGGUGUAAUGGUUAGCUGUAAUGGUGUAAUGGUGUAAUGGGUAGCUGUACUGGGUAGCUGUAAUGGUGUAAUGGUAGCUGUACUGGGUAUCUGUAAUGGUGUAAUGGGUAGCUGUAAUGGGUAGCUGUAUGGUUGGUAAGGCUGACGGUAGCUGUUAUGGUGUAAUGGUGUAUGGUGUGACUGGGUAGCUGUAUGGUUUGUAAUGGUUGGUUAAUGGGUAGCUGUGAAUAUGUACUGGGUAGCUGUAAUGGUGUAAUGUGGUAGCUGUACUGGGUAGCUGUAAUUGAAAUGGUUACUGGGUGUGUUGGGUAGCUGUAAUGGUGUAAUGUUUGUGUAAUGGUGUAUUAUGUUAUGGGUUAGCUGUACUGGGGUAUGGUGUAAUGGGUAGCUGUACUGGGUAGGUUAAUUGUAAUGGGUGUGUAAUGGUGUAAUGGUGUAAUGGUGUAAUGGGUAGCUGUAAUGGUGUAAUGGGUAGCUGUAAUGGUGUAAUGGUAGCUGUAAUGGUGUAAUGGGUAGCUGUAAUGGUAUGGUAGCUGUAAUGGUGUAAUGGUAGCUGUAAUGGUGUAAUGGUAGCUGUAAUGGUGUAAUGGUAGCUGUAGGUCUAGGCUGUAUCAUACCAUGUUAAGGUUGAGUUAAAUCCUCUGCAGCUCAGGGGCACUUACAGAAGCUCAAUAGGGCAUGCAUGGGGAGCCAGGCUUUUCAAUGGGGCUUUGACAUUGGCUUUGACUGCUCAGAGGGAAAGGUGGAGGGAUGGAGGGGUAGAGGCCAGGGUGGAGGGUUGGGCCCCGGGCUGGUCGUUAUUACCCAGGAAUGGGCUCGCCCCUGGCUCUAUGCGUGCCCCGUCGGGCGUCGGCACACACACAAGCCCUGUGUGGAUCCCACCUGUGCCAUGCUAGACUGACAACCAGGAAUGUGUUCGGAACAACAGGACUCAGUUAGGGGGAAAAUGGGCAGAAUUCACACCAAUCCAAUUCUUCCCUCUCUCCCUCUCUCCCCCUCCCUCCCUCCCUCCCUCCCUCCCUCCCUCUCUCCCCCCCUCCCUCCCUCCCUCCCUCCCUCGCCUCAUGUGAGGCAAUGACAUCUGUGUGUUGGAGGAGAGGAGGAGAGAGGGAAGGAGGAGGAGAGGAGGGGUGUGUUUAGGGUACUUUGAUGCAGAUGAAAAGCGCCACCAGAAGUUGGACAAAUUGAUCUUGGCAGGUUUAGAGAGGUGAGAGUGAUUGGAGCCUGGGGACAGUCCAUUAUGAGAGGAGAGGAGGUGAAGGAGGAGGAGAAGAGGAGGAGAUAUUAGGAGAUGACGGGUUGAACGAAUGGUACAGCUGGAAAUCAAAUCAGCAUCAGGUGUCAUUAUAAUCACUACUGUUAGUUGUCCGUAGGCACAGAUAUAGGAUCAGCUCACCUUCCCCAUGUUCUACAUCUUAUCUGUAGGAAGGAAACACAAAAUGGGCCCUAGAUCAGUGUCUAAGGAGAUCUACAGUAGGAGACUAGGAGAGGAACUAGGAGAGGAACUAGGAGAGGAACAAAGCACUUACCCCAUAUCAGUGUCUCAGGGCAACUCACAAUAUGUUAAAGUAAUCUCCACCAACUCACAAUAUGUUAACAUAAUCUCCACCAACUCACAAUAUGUUAAGUAAUCUCCACCAACUCAUAAUAUGCUAAAUCAUCUCCACCAACUCACAAUAUGUUAAGUAAUAUCCCCCAACUCACAAUAUGUUAACUAAUCUCCACUAACUCACAAUAUGUUAAGUAAUCACCACCAACUCACAAUAUGUUAAGCAAUCUCCACCAACUCACAAUAUGUUAAAUGAUCUUCACCAACAGGUGGAUCUACUGUGUUGCAACCGCUAACAUUUGCUAGCAUGCUAACGUCAAUCUCCAUUUACCUCUACAGGUUGACUCUGAUGACGACCGUGUGGGAGACAAGUGUGACAGCAAUCAGGACAUUGAUGAGGACGGCCACCAGAACAACCUGGACAACUGCCCCUACAUCCCCAACGCUAACCAGGCCGACCACGACAAAGACGGCAAGGGAGACGCCUGCGACCACGAUGAUGACAACGACGGGAUCCCUGAUGAGAAAGACAACUGCAGACUGGCCUUCAACCCUGACCAGCUCGACUCUGAUGGUGAGUUAGAUGAAGAAUAGGAGAGAUACGCAAUAAAAUUGGAGUUCAAUUUCUUAUUCAACUAAUCAAGUUCUCGACAUUAGUUGAAAGUUAGUUUCAUUAGCUGCUUCAUCCUAAGACAUGUUAUUUACUGAGCUUUCAAUCUUCUUCCAGGUGAUGGUCGGGGAGAUGUUUGCAAAGAUGACUUUGACCAAGACAACGUGCCUGACAUCUAUGACGUGUGUCCGGAGAACUUUGACAUCAGCGAGACAGACUUCAGGAAGUUCCAGAUGGUUCCCCUGGACCCCAAGGGAACGUCCCAGAUCGACCCCAACUGGGUGGUCAGACAUCAGGGCAAAGAGCUUGUCCAGACUGUCAACUGUGACCCUGGCAUUGCUGUUGGUGAGUGGAUUCGUUGGGUGGGUGGGCGGUGGGUGGUUGGUUGAUUGGUGGGUGGCUUGAUUGAUUGAUUGAUUCUACGCUUUGGGACAUCUCAAAAUAACCCAAGCCUAACUAAAAAGACCAUCCUCUCACUGACAUCUUCUCUGUUUCUCCAUUCCCAGGUUUUGAUGAGUUCAACGCGGUGGACUUCAGUGGAACCUUCUUCAUCAACACGGAGAGAGACGACGACUACGCCGGCUUUGUGUUCGGCUACCAGUCCAGCUCCAGGUUCUACGUGGUGAUGUGGAAGCAGAUCACACAGACCUACUGGAACAACAAACCCACCAAGGCUCAGGGAUACUCAGGACUGUCCAUCAAGGUGGUCAACUCUACUACCGGACCUGGAGAGCACCUCAGGAACGCUCUCUGGCACACGGGCAACACACCAGGACAGGUAAGAUGGGCAUACACGCAAACACACACACACACACAGGAAACACCUCAGGACAACACCACCUAACUCUCCCUAUGUUUCUCCCUUCUUCUCUAGGUGAGGACUCUGUGGCACGACCCUAAGAACGUUGGCUGGAAAGACUUCACAGCCUACAGAUGGCACCUGAUCCACAGACCCAGAACAGGACACAUCAGGUGAGCACUGGAGAGUCAUUGGCCUGGUGGAGAUUUCUGAGACUCUCCAAAAUGCCAGUAUUUACUGUAUGCCCUCGCCCUCUGAUGGUUUGUCUCACACGAGUCUUGUUUCUAAUUUCAGAGUGGUCAUGUACGAGGGGAAGAAGAUUAUGAAGGAUUCCGGGAGCAUAUACGACAAGACGUACGCUGGCGGAAGACUAGGUCUCUUCGUCUUCUCUCAAGAGAUGGUAUACUUCUCAGACCUCAAGUACGAAUGCAGAGGUAAGCAACAAGGACAUUUCUACAUCUUACUAUAACUCCAACAACAAUUGUUUAGUGGAAUCUCUUUCACAAUACACUUAUGUGAAAUACCUAACCACAUAACUUAACACUUUGUCCUAAGUUAAUGCUUAACUUUUGUCCUUUGUUUUUUUUUUAGAUGCAUAA
Molecule: messenger RNA, 14127 nt
Organism: Coregonus sp. 'balchen'
Lineage: Eukaryota; Metazoa; Chordata; Actinopteri; Salmoniformes; Salmonidae
Source: the annotation of a GenBank genome assembly